CAUUUGUAGGAUGAAAGGUUAAGCAAAGCAACAUAAAUAUGACAGGAAAACGAUGGGGUCCUGGAAAGGAUCUUGGUCACCAAGUGGAUAACUCUACUUCAACAAUUAAAAAACUGAGUAUUCUCUACAGCGACCCUGAAUUAAGUGACCUCCGUCUUUGUAUUGGGGAGCGGACCUUUCAUGCCCAUAAACUCAUCUUGAGCAUCUCCAGUGAUGUUUUCAAAACAAUGUUAACAAGUCCUACAUGGCCUGAGGCCUUUACUUCCCAGAUUUCAUUGGAGGAGGAGCCAGAGUGCCAGGAUGUCUUUGAGGACUUUUUGCAGUACCUGUACACAGGGAGGAUUCAUCUCAGUCAGACCAGUGUCCUCCCCAUCCUCAUACUUGCUGACAAGUACAACAUCAAUGACUUGUCUGAUGUCUGCAUCAAUUACAUGAGCAGCCAUUGUGUUGCACCACCAUCUCAAUCUCGAGUGAUAUCAUGGCUUAAGUAUGCAAUCAUGUGUGACCAUAAACAGUUGCAGGAAAUCUGUGAGGAAUAUAUCACGUGGAAUUUUCAGUAUGUUAUGAACACUCCUGAUUUUAUGGGUAUUUCUUCAGAUAUGCUGAUUAAGUUCUUAAGAUCUUCAGACAUUAUUGUUGAUGAUGAAUACACUUUAUAUGAGAAGGUCAAACUUUGGUUUGCUACUUACAAAGAAUUGAAAUCAAACUCAAAGAAACUCAAAAGCAAGCUGAAAAAUAUCAUUAGAAGUGUUGUACCACUGAUCAAGUUCCCCAUGAUACUGCAUGAAAGCAUGAACUCUCUGGGAGAGGAGAGAGGCUACACAGAAAGUAAGGAUGUAUCAAAAGAUAACUGGAAAUUAAAGGUGCAGGAACAAAUUCAUCACCUAUGCACAUUACUAAAUGAACAAACCAAAGGAGAAAAUGUAGGCAGAAAACCAAAUCUACAUUCUCAGCUUAUUUCCAAUACAGACUCUGUUCCUGCAGCUCAAGAUCAAGAAUCUGGUGACAUUUCCUCCUUUUCCAGUUUUUCACAUCACAUGUCCUUUAACCCCAGAAUCUACACCAGUGACACCUGGAGCACUGAAAUUUUUGUUCCAGAUGUUAAGAGCUUGAAUCAAGGGGAUGUUCUGCGGGCAUUUUUCUCCACUCCUAUCUCAGGUCCAGGUGGAGACGACUUCUCCAUGUGGGAUUGGCAUGUGGAUUUUUAUCCAAAAGGAGUUAUUUUUAAGCCCUGUGUCAUGAUUGGUCAUUUUUGGAACCAUGAGAUAGAUGAAGUUGUUUAUGACACUGUUCGUUUGACUGUGACAUCCAACUCCCCUGAGCACCGCCAAGUCCAGAUCAGUGUUUUAAUAUUUGGGCAACAGGAAGGCAUUGAAUUUGUUGCCAAGUGUGUUACAAAAAGCUGCUACUUUGAUAGUGAGCAUCUGUCUCACAACUUCAAUGAUCUCAUAGACCUUUCUGAUCUUUAUCAUAGAAAAUCUCCUUUUCUAUUGGAUGCUGAAAGAAAUGCUUUAAAAAUCAAAAUUGUUAUUAAGCCUAAAGUAUCCUUUUGAAAAUUUUACCAGUUUUUUUAUUAGUCAGAAGUCAAAUUUAACUUUGCUGUACAUUUUACAACUUAAUAAGAACCGUUGAUUGAACCUGAUGCAAGGUACCAUAAAAGUGGUAUUUUUAUAUAUUUAAAACCAAAUGUGUCUUGAACUAAAAGUGAUAAUCAAACUAUCAGUUUGUUAUUAGAUGCAAUAAUAAUCUUUUGUGUAGAGGCCAUAUGGAUAUACAUGUCACAUGUAACAGUAAGUGCUAUUUUUUGAGAUAUUUUUAGUUACAUUGUUUUAAAACACUGUGUAUCUGGCUUUGGAUGUAAGUAUUUUUAAUAUUUAAAUAUUAUCUUCUGCUCUUGAUAUCAUAUUGUUUUAAAGUGAUUGACAGAUGUUAAAUAAUUAACAUUCCACUAUGAU
Molecule: messenger RNA, 1955 nt
Organism: Saccostrea echinata
Lineage: Eukaryota; Metazoa; Mollusca; Bivalvia; Ostreida; Ostreidae
Product: BTB/POZ domain-containing protein 17-like
Exons: 1
Coding region: 39-1553 (504 amino acids)
Molecular function (GO): protein binding
Source: RefSeq, a predicted model, not a curated record